This is a messenger RNA of Vitis vinifera (wine grape), 1657 nucleotides long. Its product is annotated as transcription factor HHO6. Gene Ontology annotation, molecular function: DNA-binding transcription factor activity; DNA binding. NCBI's taxonomy places the organism in Eukaryota, Viridiplantae, Streptophyta, Magnoliopsida, Vitales, Vitaceae. Bases 214 to 1422 code for a protein of 402 amino acids. The transcript has 5 exons. Gene Ontology annotation, biological process: regulation of DNA-templated transcription. The record is from RefSeq and is a predicted model, not a curated record.
AGCAGAAUCUUGGCGUUUCAAUCCCACAAGCCUAUUUUCUCUGCUUUGUCCAAAAAACCCCUCGCCCUGCUCUCUCUCUCUCUCUCUCUCUAGAUUCUCUUCUUUCCAAUUCUAUAUUUAUUUAUAUACAGUUUCACCAUCUCUUUUUCUCUGUUGUUGAGCUCCGUUUUGGAGGAAGAGAGGAUCUGAGGUUGGUUUUGAGGGGGAUCAGCUAUGGGUUCGAUUCCGCCUGAGCUGAGUUUGGAUUUGAGGCCCAGUUAUAUGCCCAAAACGAUUAACGAUUUUCUCAGCGGGAUUUCCACGAUCGGCGAUGUCUCUGAGAGGGUGACGAAGCUUGAUGAGUUUUUGAAGAGGCUGGAGGAGGAAAUGAGGAAGAUCGACGCCUUUAAGCGCGAGCUUCCUCUCUGCAUGAUUCUCCUAAGCGAUGCGAUUCUAGCCUUGAAAGAGGAGUUGUUGAGGUCUAAAGCUUCAAAUGUUCAACCAGUACUGGAAGAAUUCAUUCCAUUGAAGAAAGAUUGUGAUGAAGAAGGUGGGGCAAAGGAGGAAAAGGAAUGUAAAGAUAAAAAAAAUUGGAUGAGCUCUGUGCAGCUCUGGAACAGUGAUGAUUCUGCCUCUACUGAUCACAUCUAUGAUAAAAAACAAGACUCUAAAUUAGAAAUUAAACAGAGAGUUGAUGAAGAGAAUCGCCCUGCUACUGAGGAUCCAUUUCAGCCAUGUAAAAGCAGGACUGGGGGAAGAGCAUUCUUGCCAUUUAAGGGAUACUCGGGUUUUCCGGUGGCCACUGCUAGGAAGGAAGAUAAGGAUGAAUUGCCGGUCCAUGGACUUUCUCUUCUCACUCCAGGGAUUAAAAAUCCCAGGGAAGAAUCCGGUUCUAGUGGUUCAAAAACUAGUUGUAGCAGAGGAGUCUCCUCCUCUGCACCCAAUCUUCAACCCAAUUUACGGACCGGACCACAGCCACCACAGCAGCAGACCGCCCGGAAGCAAAGAAGAUGUUGGUCACCUGAGCUGCAUCGACGGUUUGUCAAUGCCUUGCAGCAACUUGGGGGCUCACAAGCAGCUGCCACCCCAAAGCAGAUUAGAGAACUCAUGCAGGUUGAUGGCCUCACCAAUGAUGAAGUGAAGAGUCAUUUGCAGAAAUACAGACUUCAUACUCGAAGAAUGCCGACUACCUCAGCUGCCCCGCCUUCCAAUCAACCUGUUGUAGUAUUGGGAAGUCUGUGGAUGCCCCAAGAUCAGUAUGGUGACUCCUCAAAGGCGAGUAGUUCUCAGUCUGCUUCCCCCCAAGGUCCCCUCCAGUUAGGCGGAGCUGCUGGAGGGACCUCAACUACAGGUGGGGACAGCAUGGAAGAUGAUGAAGAUGAGAAAUCUGAGAGCUAUGGCUGGAAAAGUCAAGUUCACAAAUCUGUAAAAGAGGAUGUAUAGAACUCAUCCCCCAUGAAUUUUGCAGAUAAAAAUAGACAUGGGAGGGUAAAUGACUAUAAAAAUAAUACAGUAUACGUUAAGACAAUGGAUCUUGAGAGAGAGAAUGUGAAAUUUUGCAGGAUUAGCUUCCCUGGUGUCUUGAAUUCGAGUUUUGUUUCUUGUUCUUGUGGGGUAUAAGGAACAUAAAGUAAGAUCCAUGUGUGCAUGGGACAAAUAAACAGGAUCAUUUUCUCCA